CAUUCCCAUCCCUUCCUCCUCAUCACUUGCCAUCGCCCCCAUCUCUCCUCUCCUCCCUCUCUCUCGUGUUGAUGUAUGGAUGACAUGCACGCUGCUACCUCAUUCCUUCGCUCAUCCCUCCAAAACUCCGCUUUACAGCAGACCUUUACUUCUCCAAAUCAACCAGUCUCCUCUUCGUUUUACCCUACGCGCCCUGUCUCGGCUUCUUCAACCACCGCUACUGCCUUCAGCCAUGGCCUCAUAGGAGCUCCUCCAGAAUCCAUUUCCAUCAUGUCCUACAAUGCCUUCUCCACGAAACCAAUGACAUCAAUUGAAGCCCCUGAACUCUCCCACGGGUGCCGCGAUACCACCUCCCAGCCGAGUCCGCUUUCUAUUCCAGAAAUCCUUCAAGGGAUCUGUCGCUAUCUCGAUCGACAGGCGCUUGUCCAUACCAGCCGAGUCUCGAAGCAGUUCUGGGCCUGUACUGAGCCUUUCCUCUGGACUACCAUCCCCGAACAUGCCUGGGAAAGCGACCACUUCCUUUCCAAAUGGCACCAACAAGCAUCAAGAAUCAUAACCCUGCGCUGCGGACCCCACGUCGAUCUCGCCUGUGUGAGUCUAUACUGUCGUAACCUGGUAUCGCUGGACGUAUCCAGGAUAAAACACCCGAUCAUUGACACUGACGACAUUGACGGUAUUGAUUCAAUAACGAGCUCUAUCAACCGUCGCUACAGUGGCAACAACAAAUACGCCAGUCGUCAUGCCAGCGGCCUGAAUAACCACAGCAGUGCAGGGAAGCAGGCGAUGCACGACGUAUCUGAAGAUUCCUACGAGUCAUUUCUGCGCAUGACAGAAGUUCUCAUCCGAGUCCUCGAGAAUAAUAGUAAUUUACGAUGUUUACAAUUAACACCACAAGGACGGUUCCCGCCUAGACUGAUCCAGGCUCUGGCGAAAUUGGACUAUCUCGAAAUCUUGUCCUUGAAUGCUUGGCGCGACUUUCAAGAGUACUCACUGGAGCUGAUCAUGAAUGCCUGUCCGAGACUCUCGCAUCUGUCACUCGGAGAGAAUGAUUUUACGAGGUUUACACUGGAAAACUUUCGUGUCCCGGACAUGCCAAAGUCGGAACUAGCUUGCAUCGACUCAUCAAAGUUGUAUGUUAAGCUAGAGCAAUUCGACAACCCUAUCAAAGGCCGGAAUAGAUCCUUUGAUAAUGAGCAGCAGGACUCCCUCGCCAUUCACAGCAAACGGGCCGUACUUUAUACCUCCACCUCGCCCUCCACGCAGGAUAUCGCUGUCCAGCUUACCUCACACAAUGGAUUACCCUUACAUCAACAGCAGCAUCAGCAUCUAUACCACCACUCGAUGGCGGGUUUAUCACCAGUGAUACCCCAGAGUCGGAUCAAAUCCCUAUCCUUGCAUCAGGCAGGACUGCGUCAAGAGUUUCUCGUCAACCUUACUCGACAAUGCCCAGAGCUCGAGCACCUGUCUUUACUCAACGGCUGGGGAUUUUACCCAUCAUCCCAAUUCGCCUCAAUUCUCUCCCAGCUGUGUCCGCGUCUCUCCCGCCUCGAGUUCCGCGAACAGUCCCUAGAUCUGCAGGACGAGUUUUUCAUCUUGCUUUGCCAUAACUUCCCUCAACUACAGUUGAUCCAUGCAGGCAAGACCGGAUUCAGUCGCGGAGCCCUGGAUGCGGUGCGGGUUCAUUGCAGGUUCAUCGUUAGUUUGAACCUGGAUGGCGCUCGCGGUAUUCCGAGCCUGGCAAUGGAUCGGAUCAUGCGAUCCUGUGGCUCUUUGAAAGCUUUGAGCGCUCAGGGUGUAGUUUUGAACGGUCGCGACCUAAGUCAUGGAUCAAGGUGGGCGUGUCUCGGGCUCGAAGUGCUCGUUCUCGACAUCGAAAUAUAUUCCCUUGCCACAGAAGAGACGCCAGUAAGAACAACGGCAACAGAAGCAGCCAGAUCCACGCCGAGCGCUGACAGCGUGAAGAGCAUUCGAGCGCGCGUAUACGACCACCUGGCCGAUUUAAUCCGCCUAAAAACAUUGGGUCUAGGAGGUGGACAUCGUGUUGGGGGCAAAGAAGCAGGUCUAGAUUUGACCUUGGAGAGUGGACUCGAGAGAUUGACGUCCCUCCACUGUCUAGAACGAUUGGACAUACGCCGAAUGGUGCGCACACAGAGCGAAGAGGAUCUGGCAUGGAUGGUUCAGCAUUGGCCUCAGUUUCGUUUUCUAGAGGCGAGUGCCAGUCGUGCAUACCAAAGAGGAACCGACAAGACACAUAGAGCGAUAGAAUGGCUAUGCCAAUCUAGGCCAGGGAUGGACAUCAAGCUGUAUUAAAAUAACCAAACAAUCAUCUGGCGCAUAUACACC
Messenger RNA from Gamsiella multidivaricata, 2343 nucleotides. RefSeq lists its product as uncharacterized. Gene Ontology annotation, molecular function: protein binding. The transcript has a single exon. Lineage: Eukaryota; Fungi; Mortierellomycota; Mortierellomycetes; Mortierellales; Mortierellaceae. The record is from RefSeq and is a predicted model, not a curated record. Bases 76 to 2310 code for a protein of 744 amino acids.